Messenger RNA from Homalodisca vitripennis (glassy-winged sharpshooter), 2048 nucleotides. Its product is annotated as prolactin regulatory element-binding protein. The transcript has 8 exons. The record is from RefSeq and is a predicted model, not a curated record. Bases 147 to 1457 code for a protein of 436 amino acids. NCBI's taxonomy places the organism in Eukaryota, Metazoa, Arthropoda, Insecta, Hemiptera, Cicadellidae. Gene Ontology annotation, biological process: protein secretion. Gene Ontology annotation, cellular component: endoplasmic reticulum membrane. Gene Ontology annotation, molecular function: protein binding; guanyl-nucleotide exchange factor activity; GTPase activator activity.
AAGUAGUACACGUUUCUGCAAGCAGGAAGAAGCCCUAUCCUGUUUGUAAUGGAUAAUUGGUUAAUCAGAUUCAGAUAAUAGUACAUGAGCUAGGCAGACUGUGAACGUUUUAUAGCAUUUUAAGAAGUGUGAAAUUAAUAUUCACAAUGCCAUCAAGAAAUAGUGAAGGUCUUUUGGCCCGAGUAAACUUUCCCCUGUAUACUUUGCAGAUGCUUACAAGUAGACAUGUCAUUGUAGGUGGUGGUGGAGGUUCGUCAAAAACUGGUGUAGCCAAUGGAUUUGAAAUAUUUGAACUAUCGUUCAAUGGAAAGAGGUUUGUCGUGGAGGAGAUGAUGCGACAUGAAACAGGACCUAGUGUUGUAAUGAACUGUGCUUGUAUCAGCACACCGAAGAAAAUCUACUUGGUCGCUGGACAGGAGAGCCACUGUCAGCUCUAUACUGUCACUUCAGAAAUUGUUUCAAGAAAGCGGAACACAAGCACAAGUGUGUCCAAUGAGACCAGUCAGAAAAAAGAGGGUUCAGUUCGGAGAAGGACAACGUCAAAAUCAAAGAGUACAAGUGAAGAACAUCCUCCUCCAAAACCCAAUGUGGUGCAUGAUAAAUUAGAUAGUCCUUCCAAACGACAUUUAGAAUUUCGCAUAACACCAUCAGAUAGUGUACAAACUGAUUUCAGCCCCGAGCCGCUACAGAGGGUGGUGCGAAUUAGUCCAUCGGGUCAAAUGAUGGCGACAGGGGGUACAGAUGGUCAUGUCUUGCUGUGGAAGUUUCCCAGUCUCCGGCCUUUACUAGACAUCACAGCCCAUCACCGAGAGAUAGAUGACUUGGACUUCAGCCCCGACAACACUGCGGUGGCCUCAGUGUCCAAGGAUGGGAGGGGAUAUGUGUGGUGUGUGAAGACUGGGAACAAGUUGAAAGAUAUAGAAUGGACACCCACCAAUGGAACAAAGUAUCUGUACAAACGCUGCAGGUAUGGGAGGGUGGAGGAAGAUCCCAAGCGGAGUCGACUGUUUCUGAUCUGUAACCCUGCGAGCCGUGUGGGUCGGCAGGUUGCCUAUAUACACCUGUGGGACACAACACAGUCGCGUGUUACACGAUCAGCUACUGUGGACGAGAGCUUGUCUGCGCUGGCUGUGCGCGACGACGGACGUUUCCUCGCUGUAGGCACCAUGUUUACUGGCAGUGUUAGCAUUUACAUUGCCUUCAGCUUGCAGAGGGUCUUGAAUGUGAAAGAGGCACACAGUAUGUUUGUGACGGGGCUGGAAUUCCUGCCAGCAGUGAGCGAAGAGACUUCUAUCACGACCGUGUCCGAAGCUGCUGUAAUCAGCAUCUCCGUUGAUAACAGAGUCUGCAUCCACAAUCUUCCGUACAGGCGAACUCUUCCGUCCUGGCUGGUCCUGAUCCUCAUCAUCAUCACACUGUUUGCAACCUUUGUUUUCUGCAGUGUCAUUGGAUUAUGACACCAAAGGAGUCGUAGUCUUUCCUCUUAGUUUCUUUGUUGUGUAUUGUGAGUACUUCCCCCUACAUCGUACUGUAAAAGUGAGAAACAAGGAUAAAAAUCAAGAGAAUCGUACUUUAGUGAACUUUGACAUGCUCAUAUAUUGAGUUGGAAAACGAAGUGUGAAUUCCAGUUGAUUUGGAAAAGUGUACAGAUUUGAUUUAAUAUUCUUUUUGCCAGUGAAACAUAUUUUAAGAAAGAUUUUUGGAAUAUGAAUAAUGUAAGUUUUGAAGUUUCCUUCUAUAGUUGAGGAUUAUAAUUAGUAAUUUGAGAUUCUUGUUUCUACUUAUAAUAAUCGGAUUAUGAAUACAAGUCACUUAGUCUUACUUAGUGUUAUAGACGUAGUUCUCAGCCAAUAUAUAGGAUACUUUUUAACCUGAAUGCAAGCUGCCAUCAAAUUGGAACUAUUACCCUCUGUUUUAGUUGUAUGAUUAUGUGUCUGAUAGUUUUAUUUAAUCUUGAUUUUAAAAAGUUUAAUUCUAUUAAUUUAAACUUGUUUGGAACGAAAGCCUGCAAAAGAUUGAUUUUGUAAUAAAUGUGAUGUCACUUUUAA